This is a messenger RNA of Trichoderma harzianum CBS 226.95, 840 nucleotides long. RefSeq lists its product as hypothetical. Gene Ontology annotation, molecular function: hydrolase activity. NCBI's taxonomy places the organism in Eukaryota, Fungi, Ascomycota, Sordariomycetes, Hypocreales, Hypocreaceae. The coding region runs from base 1 to 840 and encodes 279 amino acids. The transcript is spliced from 3 exons. The record is from RefSeq and is a predicted model, not a curated record.
AUGAAGGCUCUCGGCAAGCAUCAAGUCACAUGGGAAACACGGACUAUACCGACCUCAGACAGCCUCGAAAUCCCAAUUCGAGUCUUUCGCUCUGCCACCCAAAAGGGACACCCCUCCGUCUUAAUCUACUACCAUGGCGGUGGAUUCUUGACAGGCUCCAUCUCAACUGAAGAUCCUUUUUGCAUCUCUUUGGCCCGGGACACCGGGUUUACAGUAAUCAGCGUCGGCUAUCGUGUGAUUCCCGAGUGGAAGGCUCCCACGCAGUUUAACGAUGCCUGGGAUGCUCGCACUUGGGUGAUAAACAAUGCGGCGGAUUUGGGAUUACCACAAGAUUUUGAUCUGUACGUGGCUGGUACCAGCGCCGGGGGGCUGGGAGAAUCAUACAUCAAAGGCCAAUUUCUAGCCGCUCCUUGGCUCGUCCUCACUGAAAACUUUCCCUUUGACCCCAAAGUCGGCGACAAAACUUCACAUAUCCAAUGCCGCGAUGCUGAUUUUCUCUCGUACCCCCAAAUCGAGCAAUAUCGUGCUCUGAUGGGGGAGCCAGAGGAGUAUCGUGAUAGCUUGCUCUUGAACCCGCUUCUAUUUGAUGAAAAGAGCAGCAUCAAGGAUUUGCCUCCUACGCUCGUCAUGGUCUGUGGUGAUGACGCCCUGCGAGACCAAGGCUUGAUCUAUCAACAGAAGCUUGAUCGUCUUGGUGUUCCGACAAAAUUGAAUGCAUAUGCAGGAUAUCCUCAUGUCUUUUGGAUAUUCCCAGACCUUGCCAUGAGUAAGAAAUGGUAUCAGGAUCUCUUAGAAGGUCUUCAGUGGCUUACUGAGAAACAAGGGCAUGUUCGCAACUAG